UUCGUUCAAUACGCGCGCGCGCGUUUGACGGCAUCACCCACCUCGUUCAAGCUGCGAACAGUGCCGCCACAGCUCUCGUAAGGGAUGCCCGUGAUUUGUGUUUUUUUUUCCUCCAUUCCCUCCGGCGUUAUUUCCCAACAAGUGUAAAAAUAGUUGAUUGCACCCGGCCAAUUGCUGAAAUAAAUCAUUGACCAGUUGAGGGGGACAAAUUUGACGAAAUAACGAGCACGAUGACGAUCUGGAAUAGCUAAUCCUCUGAAUGAUUUCAGUGUUGUGAGGGGCACAAAGUAAACACUGUAUUGUAUAAAAAAAAAAUUAAUCUACCGUUUAUCGUGAUUUACAGAUAAUUAAUCAUCAACUUAUUACUGUGAUUGGUGAUUGUCAGUGUGUGGUAAAAGGGGUGGGCUUGUUUGUGCUGCUGCUGUUGUGUGGCAGUUUUGCAGGUCGAUGUUGUCGGAAAGUGCGAAAGGUCACGGGGGUUACGUGGUGAUCUCUCAUUAUACGUUCACAGAGAGUAACCCGAGACAUCGUUAUCGGUAACCGUCACGAUUGACGUCUUAAUUGCUUUAGAAUUACGGUGGUAAUAGUAAUGAUGUCUUACGAAAGAUCAGACAGCUCGUAACAAGCCCUGAUUACAUCCACUGAUUGGUGGUGGCUCGGUUGAAACUCUUAACAGUGGAGAGGAAGAUGAGAGAGACAUUCAGGGAGUGUUGUGAUGUGGUGAAUAUACAGUUGAUGGUGUUGGCAGGGUCAGGGUGUCUCGGGGGCUCAUUCCCCUCUCAACAACUCAACCGAUCCUCGUAACCUUAUUCUCGGGGCUUUUCACAUCCGCAUACCCCUCCCUUUUUGCUAUUCCAUCUCUCUUGGUCUCUCGCACUUCCCGGGAUCUUAUCACUUCUAUUUUCUCAGCAUAUAUUCUCGGCUGUAUUCUUCUCACCCACUUGUAUUUUUCCACUUUCUUAUCUCUCGAGGGCCACUCUGAGACACCCAUUGGCAGUGACUGAACCGCAGCCUUUAUUCAUAUUUUGCUUUUCUUUGAUCCACAGUGAAUGUACCGUCACUCCUCCAGAAUGUGAUAAUUGAUUCUGUUGACGGGUAUCAUCAGACUAAUUUUGUUCCUAGAUGAUUGGUGAUGAUUUUUUUUGAAUGAGACUUACGAGGAGUUCAGUAGUGAUCAGAGAACAAUCUAACCAUUGAUAAGUUACCAAUAUUUGUAAAAAUCAUGAAACCAAACUAUGAUAAUAAUGCUCAUCCGAUGACUGUGACUAGAUAGCGCGAGCUGCUUCGUGAAUUACAAUAAAUCACUGCACCCGUAGUUGCUCCCCUCCUCUGAGUUUCCUUAGAAACGUAGCUAACAAAUGUGAAGAACAUUCCCCUUAUCGAAGGUGAACCAGCUGGCAACGGUAAAUUGGCGAUAAUGUAGUGUAGUGUGUUGCAUCGUCAAGAAUGCUGGUGUACUUUACCUCACGAACGUACACUAAAUACGAUGUCGUGAGUAAUGCGCGAUGAUUGAAGACAUCAACUCAACGACAAGUCAAUCGUCGCAUCCCGCGACGAAUUGGAGUUUAUUAAUCGCAGCUCAUAUGACUGAAUUGUUCAUCGGGCGGGCAACGAUGAACAUUGUUGUUGGUACAUCGAUGGUGAUGAUGAUGAUACGCAUAAGAAGUGGUGAAACAAGCCAAUGACAUCCCGACGAGCCGGGGGCGAGGGGUCAAAGGCACCUCCGAGUCCCUCGAGCAGUGGGUCAGAGGACAAUGGCUUCGUAAAUCGUCCUCGUGUCGCCGGUCUCUACCUCAAUAAUCUAAAUCUUGAUGAUUCAACCAGAUCCGAUGAGCCUGGUACAAGUACGAAGUUGAGCACUGCCGAUGUUAUAUUAUCAUCGUCUUCCUCAUCAUCAUCAUUCUCAACUUCAUCACCACUGUCAACACCACCAUCAUCAGCAGCAGCACUGUCGUCAUCGAGAUUGGCGGAUACAUCGAGGAGAAUAAGAUCUAUAGGACGUGGUAGACGUAGAUGUUGGGAGGUGGGUGGUGAUAUCAGGGAGGAGGACAGGGAUACAAGGAGUAGGAUGGAUGACGAAUCAACCAGACACUCGGACGACUCGUCGAGAUUAUCUCCAUUAUCACCAAGUGGUUACGAGGUCUUUGAUCAGGAUGACAGUUCAGAGAGGACUAUUAGACAGUUUCCUAAUGAGGAUUCGGAGCCUGAUAUUGCUUUGGAUGGUGAUGCUGGUGAUAGAGUGAGUGGGAGGCGCAAUAUGGGCGAGUCGCCAAGUAUUUCGGCAAUGUUUCCACGGUGUAAUCCACGAUCUCAGGAUGACAAUAAUGAUGAUGACGGUGGUGAUCUUCCAAGGGGGAUUAAUGAUGGUAAUGGAAAAGAACAGGACAGGGAGACUGAUGAGGAUAUGCACAAAGUCAAGAUGCGCUUUCGAUCACAGGACAGCACACGUCUCAGGCCACCCCUUGUUGGCACUGCUGGUACUUCAGCUGAUUCAGGAACUGGUGAUUCAGCCAGCGCUGAAAUACAGCCUGAUACACUUGGUACACCUUUACAAGCACUGUCCGAUGAUAUUCUUGAAAACAAAAGUGCCGAUCCUACGACACCGGAUAAUAAUGUUGGUACUGGUAAUGUGAUCAGUGGUCAAGGGAGUGCCAGUGGGUAUGCGACAACUAAAAAUAGCAAGCACAGUGUUAAACCGUUUACGAAGGAGAGCCUUGAUAGACUCGAGAACAGAACUAUUCAGCUUGUCAGGGACUAUGGUUUUCAACCUAGGCGAAAAACAUCUGUUGAGGAUGGCGCUAUACUUCCACACAAGUUUGAGCCAUUUCCGUCCAAUCUGUAUGGAAGACCACUCGAGGAGAUUGAUAACUUUAUCUAUGACGAAACAUUCUGCGUAGUGUCAAAAAGAUUUCGAAAGAACUACAUCCACAGAUUUACCGCCACCAACAGUUGGUUCAUAUUUUCACCCUGGAAUCCCGUCAGAAGGUGUUGCAUCUUCCUGAGUACAAAUCAAUUCUUUGAUUACAUGGUCAUGAUGACCAUUGCGCUAAACUGUGUCUUCCUCGGCAUGACCGAGCCCAUAGAAGAAGCCGAAUAUAUCUUCCUAGCAAUUUACACAGCGGAGAUGGUGAUAAAGUCUAUAGCUAAAGGCUUUAUACUGAACAAGUACACAUACCUUCGAAAUCCAUGGAAUUGGCUGGAUUUCGUCGUGAUAACGAGCGGUUACGCGACCAUUGGAAUGGAGGUCGGCAAUCUGGCGGGUUUGAGAACAUUCAGGGUACUCAGGGCGCUCAAGACCGUCUCCAUUAUGCCGGGCCUCAAGACCAUCAUCAACGCCCUCCUACACAGCUUCAAACAACUCGCCGAAGUCAUGACUCUGACUAUAUUCUGCCUGAUGGUCUUCGCUCUUUUCGCUCUUCAAGUGUAUAUGGGAGAACUGAGGAAUAAGUGUGUUAAGCAACAAGAGCCUAAUGGGACACAGGUCGACUGGAGGGAGUGGACUUGGAAUUCAUCCAAUUGGGCCUUCGACGAAGACGAACAUCCGAUCAUAUGUGGAAAUGUCACUGGUGCCAGACACUGCAAUGAGAGCUACACGUGCCUUUGCGUAGGCCCAAAUCCAAAUCACGGCUACACGAACUUUGACAAUUUUCUGUGGUCAAUGCUCACCACCUUUCAGCUGAUUACCCUGGAUUACUGGGAGGAUGUCUACAACAAGGUGUUGUCAGCGUGUGGGCCUAUCAGCGUUACGUUCUUCACGGUGGUGGUGUUCUUUGGAUCGUUCUAUCUCAUCAAUCUGAUGCUCGCUGUUGUGGCAUUGAGCUACGAGGAAGAGGCUGAGAUUACAAACGAGGAACGAAAAAAAGAUCUGACUGAUCACCGCGAAGACUCGACGUUUAGCUUUGACCCCACGAAAAUCAACAUCAAGACGUUAACGAAGGAGAAGCAGAAAAAAAUUGAUGCGAGAAAGGGGGUUCUGCUCAGCAGUUAUACGAGAAAGAAAACGAGAAGAAGAAAACGAGGAAGAAGCACAGCUGGACAGGAGAAGAAUGGUGGUGCCAGGAGCAGGUCGGUGACACCGAGUCCAAGUCCAAGCCCGAGGCAUUCAAAUGCUCGGCCUUCGAAUCUUCCCCUCCAAGUUGCUCCAAAACCACCAGAUCCAAUCCAUCGACUUGCCCCCCAUCGAAACAUGCUGCACUCGAGGCAAGCAAGCAACAACAGCAAUCAACAGUCAUCACUAGAUGAUUCCGGGGUUGUUGAUGAUCAUGACGGGGAUGAUGUUACAUCCGCCGAGGAACAUGAGAGACGUGAGCACAGGGUGGAGAGAACAGAACGCCUACAGACACAACAAGUAACUGGAAUUGCUGAGCGCACUCUACCACCCCUAGCACCAGUUACUGUGUCGGUUAGGAGUAGAAGUAGGGAGAUCAGGGUACUCAAAUGCAAUGGAGUUAAAACAAAAAAGCAGUUAUAUACUUUACCACCCGAGUAUCUUUCACACAUUGUUGUUCUUGAUGAUCUCCCGGACCGAAACUGCGACAAAUGCAUCCAAUGUUGCGUGGACUACGAGGGCUGGCUUCGCUUCCAAAACUGUCUUUACAAGGUGGUUCGAGACCCUUUAUUCGAGCUGACGAUCACCCUCUGCAUCGUCCUGAACACCGGCUUCCUCGCUCUGGAGCAUCACGGAAUGUCAGAAUCUGUCCGCCAAGCCCUGAACAUCGGCAACAAAGUCUUCACCAGCAUCUUCACCUUCGAGUGCUUCCUGAAGCUCCUCGCACUCAGCAAAGACUUCUUCAAAAAUGGCUGGAACAACUUCGAUCUGAUUAUCGUCUCUGCCUCCCUGAUCGACCUUGCCUUCGAGCUCGUCGACGGACUCUCAGUCCUCCGAGGCUUACGUCUUCUACGUGUCCUCAAACUCGCCCAAUCUUGGACAACCAUGAAAGUCCUUCUCAGCAUCAUCAUCUCCAGUAUCGAAGCAUUGGGAAAUCUUACCCUCGUGCUCGUGAUUGUCAUCUACAUCUUUGCCGUGAUCGGCAUGCAACUCUUCAGCAAAGAUUACACUGCUGAGAAAUUUUUUCCAGACCCAGUCCCUCGUUGGAACUUCAAUGAUUUCUUCCACUCUUUCAUGAUGAUAUUCCGAAUUCUCUGUGGUGAGUGGAUCGAGCCCCUGUGGGACUGCAUGAGAGCCGAAAAGUACGAAGGGCCUGAAACGUGCUUCGCAAUAUUCCUACCAGCCCUGGUAAUGGGUAAUUUUAUGGUGCUCAAUCUCUUCUUGGCCUUGUUGCUCAACAGCUUCAACUCAGAAGAGCUCAAGCAGAAGAAGCAAGAAGUUGGAGAGGACUCAAAACUAGCCAAAUCGUUUGAUCGAAUAAGAUCAAUAGUUCGUAAGAAGAGAUACAGAAAGGAGAAUUCUGAGAAUAAAAAAAAUAUGAGACUUGAGCAGAUUGUCAGGGAGGUGAUGGACAAGUCUGACAAGGAAAAAUAUGCGAUACAGGAGACAGUCCUGACUCUACCAAAGGAGAACAUCUACAAUCGAUCGUACCAGGAGAGUCUGAAUCAGCCGGUAUUCACCUAUGAACCAAUUUAUCGACAGGCCACCGUCACGACCUACAGUCAGAGUAGUCAGGAGACUGUUAGAAGAUUGGAUGACACAAAGGCGGACAGUUGUGAGACCAAUGCUGAUGAGAACAUCGAGAUGGAGGUGCUCAAGGAGCAGACGAUCAUGUUGCCUGAGGUGACGGAGAAGCAGCCAGUCCUUCAGGAAAUAAAGGCACCUCAGAAGAAGGAGAACACUCGGUUAGAUAAGAGACCCUGGCACGCGCUGGUCAGCUAUGUCGAUGAGCUGACGGUUGGGGGUAGAAGGGACAGCAAGGGAAGGUAUAUCGAUGGCUUGGGAUCUUUCCCUGGUUUUGGCAGAAAUAAACGUGAUAAAGUACCUCAGGACUGUUUUCCACAGCACUGCUAUCAAAAAUGCAGCUGUAUAAAUCAAUGUAUCGCAACUGAUCUGGGUAGAAAAUGGAUAAAAGUACGAACUGCUGUACUCUCAGUCGUCGAUACACCAGCAUUUGAGUGGAUGAUUCUCGUAUUUAUAUUUUCAUCAUCCGUAACACUUUGUUUUGAGGAUAUUUAUCUCGAUGACAAUCCAUUUCUCAAGAAUAUAUUGUACUGGACGAAUCUCGCAUUCUGCGCAUUAUUCAGCGUCGAGAUGCUGCUCAAGUGGCUUGCCCUUGGAUUUUGUAAAUACUUCACCAGUUUCUGGACAAUUCUGGAUUUUAUAAUUGUUUUCGUAUCCAUGUUUAGCCUUUUGAUAGAAGAAAAUGAAAACCUCAAAGUGCUGAGAUCGUUGAGAACUCUUCGAGCCCUGAGACCACUCAGGGCAAUCUCAAGAUGGCAAGGCAUGAGGAUUGUAGUGAACGCGUUGAUGUACGCAAUACCCAGUAUUUUCAACGUGCUCCUCGUUUGUCUCGUGUUCUGGCUGAUAUUUUCCAUAAUGGGAGUUCAAUUCUUCGGUGGAAAAUUUUUCAAAUGUUUGGAUGAGUACGGCGAGCUUGUAGAUAUUUCGAUAGUGAACACAAGAAACGAUUGCCUGACGAAAAAUUACACAUGGGAGAAUAGCAAGAUAACUUUCGAUCACGUUGGUAUCGCUUAUUUGGCACUAUUCCAAGUUGCUACCUUCGAGGGUUGGAUGGAAGUCAUGGAGGACGCUGUGGAUGCUAGGGGCGUUGAUCUUCAACCCCAGAGAGAAGCCAAUUUGUGGGCCUACAUAUAUUUCGUUAUAUUUAUCGUCUGUGGUUCCUUCUUCACGCUCAAUCUGUUCAUUGGAGUUAUCAUUGAUAACUUUAAUAUGUUGAAGAAAAAGUACGAGGGUGGCGUGUUAGAAAUGUUUCUGACCGAGAGUCAGAAGCACUACUACACAGCCAUGAAAAAGCUCGGUCGUAAAAAACCACAAAAAGUCAUAAAACGUCCGCUGAAUCAAUUCCUAGCCAUGUUCUACGACUUGUCCAACUCGAGAAGAUUUGAAAUAGCAAUAUUCGUCCUGAUAUUUUUGAACAUGCUGACAAUGGGAAUCGAGCACUACAACCAGCCACACCCUAUAUUCUUCCUACUGGAAGUAUCCAAUGCAUUUUUUACAACAGUAUUCGGCCUCGAGGCAAUAGUGAAGAUAAUUGGUCUGCGCUAUCACUACUUCACCGUACCCUGGAAUCUAUUUGAUUUUCUUCUUGUUCUUGCAUCGAUACUUGGAAUACUCAUGGAAGACAUUAUGAUUGAUUUUCCCGUGUCCCCGACGCUCCUGCGAGUCGUGAGGGUGUUCAGAAUUGGACGUAUACUGAGACUUAUCAAAGCAGCCAAGGGAAUAAGAAAACUAUUGUUCGCACUUGUUGUCAGUUUGCCGGCUCUCUUCAACAUAGGGGCACUGCUCGCCCUUAUCACGUUCAUUUACGCCAUCAUUGGCAUGUCGGUUUUUGGACAUGUGAGGAAACAGGGUGCACUCGAUGACAUGGUGAAUUUUGAGACCUUUGGUCGGAGCAUGCAGCUGUUGUUUCGCUUGAUGACGUCGGCAGGGUGGAAUGACGUCCUGGAGUCUCUAAUGGUUCAACCGCCGGACUGCGAUCCCACCCCCACCAGCCGGCAGUUGAACGGAGACUGCGGAUAUCCUCUCCUAGCCAUUACAUACUUUACGUCUUUUAUAAUCAUCAGCUACAUGAUUGUUAUCAACAUGUACAUCGCUAUUAUCCUGGAAAAUUUCAACCAGGCGCACCAAGAAGAAGAGAUCGGUAUUGUUGAGGAUGACUUGGAGAUGUUCUACAUAAGAUGGUCCAAAUACGAUCCUCAUGCUACACAAUUCAUACGUUUCUCCCAACUGAGUGAUUUCAUCGCAAGCCUAGACCCACCUCUGGGAAUAUCAAAGCCCAAUGUUGUUGCAUUGGUCAGCUUUAAUCUUCCUAUAGCCAAGGGCAACAAAAUACAUUGUCUGGACAUCCUUCACGCUCUCGUCAAGCACGUACUCGGACACGUUGAGGAGUCGGAGGAUUUUCGUAAAUUGCAGGAACAGAUGGAUGGAAAAUUCAAAAAACAAUUUCCAACGAGAAAGGAAUUGGAAAUUGUUUCAUCUACGAGACUAUGGAAGAGGCAGGACAAGGCUGCCAGGCUCAUACAGCGCACAUACCGUGAAUAUAUAGCAAUGAAGAAGGAACGAGAGAGAAUAGCGCACGAGGUGGAUUCCCAGACCCAAACAUCGAGCCCGGGUGGCGUGGGGAGCGAAGGCAGAGGCGGUGGGUGGGGUGGUAAGCUGUCGGCCCUUCUCCACGUACAUCGGGGCAGUCGGGCCAGUAGCCGCAAGUCCUCCAGGGCCAGCGACGCCAGCGAUCUCAGCGAGUUAGGAACCGCGUCAGCAUGGCUUUUUCCGAAUCUUCCACUCUUGCUGCUCUCCGGCGCCACAGGUACUCAUGAGGACCUGCAGCCCCCCGCCUUAACCGUAUCCCGUCCCUCGCCAACCAUGGAACAACCCUCGGCCAUGUCUGCCACCUCCAGCUCAGGCUCGGACUCUCAUGCCACUGUCAGAUCGUCGGGAGCGACGCUGGGGCGUCAGGACGCUGUGGAGUCCUACGCAGAUGAAGAUGCCCUGAGUCCCCCGACUUCGCAACGCGGCUCAAUGAGGCCCAGUGGUACUGCUCUCUCCCUUAACAUUCUUCAACGCGACAUCAAAGACGCAUUCACGAGGAGGUGCAGUAGUCUGAGACGAAGAUCAGCAGUUCCAAGCCCUCUGGCCAGUGAGCCGGCUCCUCUGAGGAUACCUGAGCGCACUGACGUCAGUAUCCUAGUGACGGAACCGAGUCCUGAGAAUACGAUACCCUCGGGCCGACCUCCCUUACUCAGACAGCAAUCCGAGGCAACUGUUGUUCACGUUCUUGUUCAUCGCGAGAGCGAGGAGUACCAGGAAGCACCUGAUGACAGCUGAUCGUAGCGUCCUCAAGGACAUUACUGUCAGGGAGUUAUUUUCAUCAUCUAUGAGGAAUUUUCUCGAUUCUCUGCUUUGUUAAUUGAUGGAAGAAAAAUCUUGUUUUGUUAUCCAGUGCGACAUUUAACGUACAUUUUGAAUUGUUUUACUAUUGUUAAUAAUUUCUUUUUAAUAAAUUUAUUUUUUUUCGUAUGAGUUUUAUCUUUUUUUUUGCUUUUGUUAUUUUCAUGAGUUCGCGAAAGAGACGUAGAAUCUUCUACACAUGCGUAACAUGCCCAGUAAGAUGCGCAGUAACUGCAGGAGCGAAUCCACUCCAUCUGGACGUUUUCCAUAUGGAAAAAAUAUGAAUAUAUAUUUAUGAUAUUUUUAUGAGAUUUUAUGCCAAAUGGGCCACCUGGAUUUUUUGGUUUUGUAUUUUUUAAAAGAAAAAUCCCUCCGAACGCAGCCCAAGGUUUUUUAUUGGCGUCUGAGAUGUGUUCAGAGGACCCAAGUUUUUUUAGGAUUAAUGUAGAGCUGUGGUGGAUAAUUUCAUAUGGAGUACCACAUAUUCCAUUGUUUUUCAUUUAUACGGGUCAUGUGGACGAGGGAAACAAGAAAUUUAUCAGAAAAGUUAACGUGCAAAAUUGAAACGAUAUUUUUCUUCCAUCCCAAAAGUAGCAAAAAAAAUGCGUUAAUUGCCCUUCAUCUUAUCAAGACGCUUCCGAGUCUUCCGCCAAUUUUACAAUCUCUUAUCCCUUUAUUUCAUUUUUCAAAUAAUCAAUCAGCGAGAAUACUCCAGAAAAGCAUCCUAAUUUUUUCAUAUAAAACUAGAUGAGAGCCUGAUAAACGUUACUGCCUCGUAGAGUGAAAGCACAGGAGCAUCAAGAAGAUGGCCCGUAAUUCCGAGGGAAUAACCAGUAAAUCCUAAAAGUGAUUAAAUAAAAAAUGCCAUAAAGUUUCUAUCGCCUCCAACGGAACAAAUAAAAUCCAAACGAAUGAAUUAAAAUAAAAUGAUUUACUGGAAUCAUUUCCUCAGAACCACGGGAUAUCUUCUAAUGAUGCCCAAAUCCAUUAGAAUUUAAUAAACAAAUUUGAAAAAAAAACAACCGAAUGCUUGAUUUGAUUGAAGUUAAUCAUAGAAUGACGCAUUUGCAUAGAAAACAAAAGCGGAUUUAGAGAAUUUGAAUUUAUUGUUAUUGAAUUAACGCAGUUAAGUAGGUGUAGGCACGUUUAGGAGGGGCGGGAGGACUAUUAAAUUCAUGGUAUUGUUAGCCCAUUGAUGAUAACGAGUCCCUAUCAAAAUUAUUUAAAUAACCAAACCCAGUGAAAUUUCCAAAAUUAAUUUCAUUUUUUAAAAUAAAGUUUAUUCCAGGAGAUUAAAAAUAUUUAUGUUCUUUGAUUUUUUUCUAUCUCAUUCUAAAAUACUGCGAAGUCUCAUUCUAUAGCAAUAGAAUUUUGUCCCUAAAUUCAUUUUCAAAAUAUUUUUUAGUUGUCCUCAAGUUAGUGAUGAAUAAAUAAUUUUUAGCCGAAAAACGUGACAUUUUUUCCUGCGAUAUUUUGAUGUCAUCAAUGAUCUGACGAUACCCACCACGUGUAUUAUAAAAUAUAAGUCAAUUAAUGAUAUCUGUUACAUGGAAAAGCUAGUUGAAUAUCUGUAAUAAAUGGAAAAAGAUCAUCAUUAGCAUUAACAUUUGGAGGUGAAAAAUGUUUCAACGGAAUGAUAAUUAAAUGAAACUAGAAACAAUCAUAUACAAGGGUGCCUUAAUAGCACCCACACUCUAAUACUGUAGAUAAUGAUUCUCUCGAGUCCCGAUUGAUUUUCCGAUUCAUCACAUUAUUACCACCGAUAUUUCAUUAUAAAUAAGUAUAAAUAAAUUUAAAAUGACAUUCAUCAGACUCGAUGGAGGAAAUUCGAUGCAAAAUUAAUGCGCUGAUUACUAUUGUUUAGACAAUUAUUGGAGAAAAUGGAAGAUAAUUGCAUCAAUUAUUUAUUCAAUCGAUUAUAUUAUAAACAUCAAGAUGCUUGAAGAUAAAAAACGUUGAUAAACAACAAAAAAACCUAUUGCUUCGUUUUAUUCGCAUUUUAAAGCUCAUCUACAAAUUUCAUAAAUAAUUAAUAUCUACGAAUUGACUAUACUUCAGAUAAUUGGAAUGAAAUUAUUACAUUAACAAUUAUUACGAGAAUGCCAGAAUUUUUUACGACUGUUUGAAUAUAAUGAAAAAUGUAUCGAAGCAAAUAUAAUUAAUGGAAAAGAAUAACAAUUAAUGCGCAAUUAAAUCUACAAAAAUAUGAGCUUUUGAAUGAAUUACUAGGUGCGUACGAACAAGUCACAUUUUGUAAAUAAUAUUAACGUGUAUGCUAUACAUAAUAUAGUAGACAGGAAAAAAAAAACAAACGUGAGAAAAAACUUUGAAACAGGGGAUUAUAAAAUAGAUUUAACUACUCUGAGUAUAGCAUAUCAACGAAGAAUAAUAGAGAAUAAUAAUAAAAGUGCAAAUAUAGCCCCUAGACUAUUCACGAAAUUAUUAUUGUGCACUGAACAUUUUUUGCAAUGAUUUAAAAUACACAGGCGAUAUUGGGAGAAUUUUAAAAUACACAGAGGCACAAAAAUUUGUUAUGAAUUUAUUCGUCAUUAAGUAAUUUAUGCGAUAAAUAGUAAAAAAUUAUCUUUUUCUCGAAUUAUUAGCAUGAGAAAAAUGUUAGUUGCUUGCGAUUUUCCGAAAUUUUGGGGGAGGUGAAUGACUAAUGUCAUGUGUUUCGGGAUUUUCCAGUAAUUAGUGACGAUCAAGCGUGGAAUAUUGAUGAAAAUUAUGAUAAACGGUGACCGGGGUGGUCGAGGGGACUUAUUUUAUUAUCGAGAGACUGCGAAUUAUUUUACUAGAGAGUCUCAAAAAUUAAUAACUUCCAUACUUCCAUAAUUGAAUCAUUAACGAAUUUUGGGGGAACGAAAAUGGGGGAAAUGUUAAUGGAUAAUCAUGUUGUUCAUUAUAUCAAAGCAUCGUGUCAUUUUUUUCGCGAUCGACUCAGGUUGGAGAGUUAUUUUUCAUUUUCACUCACUGAUUUUUUUGCAAUGCCGGAAACAAGAGCCUUGACCUUCAACGUUUUUCUUUCUGAUCUUUGCCAAAAAAAUCGGCGUUUCAUCAGCACUAAAAAAUCAGCGCCCGGUGUGUUUUAUGCUUGUUCCGUCAAGGGGACUAUUUAUUAAUUAAUUUCCGCACCUGCAAUCGAAACCUGAGAUAAUUCUUUAGAAUUUUUUUUUUCUCGUAAAAUAAAUCGACGAGGAGGAGACAUUUUUUAUUUUCAUAAUUUUCAUUCAUCGAAAAAAUGUAAUAAAUAGUCCUCUCUAUGGGUGUUAAAAAUUAUGAAUCGUCAUUGACAAUAUUAAUCGCUCGAACUGUAAAAUAAAGUAAUAUUAAGACCAAUGUAUCGGGUGGCUCCGCGAAUAAACCGAGUGACUCACCAACAAAGUCAGCAAAAUCGAAAAAAAAAAUUUGACUCAAAAAAUUAAUUUAAAUAAAUGGACAAUCGGAUUGCUACGUAACCACCUCGUACAUCGCGAUCUACAAUCAAUGGCCUAUGUAAAACGUUAAUAUGAAGUGGCAUUAAUUAAUGUCUUCAGUAAAACAGUUAAUAAUGCAGAAAAAAAAACAUUAAAUAAAUUUAACUAGACGUUUAAUGUUUUCAUAUUGUUCCACGGUUGAGCAUAAAUUCACACUGUGGAAUGAGUAAUUUAAAUGACAAAUAGACAAAACGUAUUGCGCCCACCACUCAAUUGAAACAAACAAAAAUGGGGAGAACAAGAUAGAAGAAAAAAUGGAACAAAAAAAAACUGCAAAAAAGAGAUUUUUAUUUUAACCGUUAAUAAAUGAGAAACGGGACUCAAGUUUUCGUGAUAAUAUUGAACAUAUACUUACGGUUAACUAAUAAAUAAGCGUAUGAGUUUUAGUAUGAGAAAUAAUCGAGCGAGAGAAAAAAAAAAUCGAAUAAAAUCUUGAAUUUUAUUAAUCAACAAAAAAUUAAUUAACGCGACGCUGUGGAUUGUUGCUUUCGACACUAGCUCCUCCUCUCAAUUACUCAUUAUCCCUUUACUUAUACCUUAGAGAAUAUAGAGAUGAAAAUUGAUUAAUGCUGAGACAAUUUUUGAAAAUUUUUGGACUAUUAUUCAUCUAUAAAAUAAACUAAUGGUAAUUCAUGAAUGUCGAACGCACUGUGUGCUCGAUCGCGCUAUCCACAACUGUCAAGAAUGUCUAUUGUAUCUCUAGGGGCAUGAUAAAAACCUGAUGAAAAUUAUGUAAAAUAGUGAACUGAGACAAGUCCAAUGAUGUGACAGAAUAAAAUAAAUUAUAAUCAAA
Diachasmimorpha longicaudata is the source of this 13288-nucleotide messenger RNA. Its product is annotated as sodium channel protein 60E-like. Lineage: Eukaryota; Metazoa; Arthropoda; Insecta; Hymenoptera; Braconidae. Gene Ontology annotation, biological process: sodium ion transmembrane transport; membrane depolarization during action potential; neuronal action potential. The record is from RefSeq and is a predicted model, not a curated record. Gene Ontology annotation, cellular component: plasma membrane; voltage-gated sodium channel complex. The transcript is spliced from 22 exons. The coding region runs from base 1682 to 8956 and encodes 2424 amino acids. Gene Ontology annotation, molecular function: protein binding; voltage-gated sodium channel activity.